UGUACGAAUUCCAGUAACUAAUUUUUAUAUUGUUUUCAUAUAUCAUAGAGAUAAUUUUAAUCUAAGAAUAAUUCUUAUGAUAAGAAAUGUAGGGGAAUAGUCAUUGAGUUGGCAUAAUAUAUCUUACUAUUAGUUAAAAUGUUGUGCCUUAAAAGGGGUAAGGGAAAAAUUACAGAUGAACCCAAAGAAAAAGAGAAUCGACGUUCAGGUGUACAACGAGAAAAUGUUGAUGAACAAGUAAAAGUGAUCGACUACAAAAAAUCCAAAGAGGAUGAAUAUAUAAUAAAGGAAGCAAUAAAAUGCAAUGAAUUUAUUAGCAGUUUAUUCAAAGGAAAGCAGUUGAACACUAUUGUAUCGUCUAUGUAUCACAAAGAUGUUAUGAGGGAUGACAUUAUUAUAAAACAAGGUGACGAGGGAGACCACAUGUAUGUUUCAGCAAGUGGUUCUUAUGAUAUUAUAAUUAACGAAGUUCUGUGGGGCACUUUCUCCGACAAUAGAAUAUUUGGUGAACUUGCAUUGAUUCAUAAUGCCACUCGUUUAGCAACGAUAAGAGCAAGAACUAACGGCAAAGUUUGGAUACUCGAUAGAUCAGUCUAUCAAAAAAUUAGAAUUCAAAAUGCAAAAGCCGAAAAGGAGGAAAUGCUGUCGUUCUUACAAAAGGUACCAUCCGUCAAAUCAGCUUCAAUACAAAAACUCGAAGAAAUAUUAGUAUUGUUACAAAAUGAAUUCUUUACUGAAAACACUGAUAUUGUAAAGCAAGGAGAGAUAGGAGAUAAGUUUUAUAUUAUCAAAACUGGCACCGUAAAUAUUACUAUUGAAGGUCAAGGAAGAGUGGCUACUAAGAGUAGAGGAGAGUAUUUCGGAGAAAUGGCAUUAAUCGAAAAUGAUGUCAGACAAGCGACAGUAACAGCCAAUUCACCUGGAGUAGAAUGCUUGACUUUAUCUCGUUUAGAUUUCAACAGAUGUUUAAGCGAUUUAGAUACUUUUCUCAGCAAAAAAGAUAUUGUUGAUGAAGAGAUAGAAAUAAAUGAAUCGAGUGAAUAUGCUAAUCUGGAGUUAUCACAUUUAAAACGCGUGGUAACAAUUGGAAAAGGAGCCUUCGGACGAGUUGAACUGGUCCAGCACAAAAGGCAAUCAAAUUUAGUAUUUGCUUUAAAAUAUCUUGUAAAGGACAAUGUAGUCAAGAAGAAAAUGGAAAAAUUAGCUAUAAUGGAGAAGCAAAUACACAUGUCCUGUGAAAAUGAUUUCAUCGUCAAAAUGUAUAAAACCUAUCAAGAUAGAAAGUAUUUGUAUUUUCUGAUGGAGAGCUGUUUGGGAGGUGAUCUGUGGUAUUGGAGAACCAGCCAAGAACAUGGUUACUUUACAGAGAAAACCGGAAUGUUCCUGGCGGCUUGCAUUUUGGAAGCAUUAGCAUAUUUACACCAAAGGAACAUAGUAUACCUUGAUCUUAAACCUGAAAAUGUUUUGAUAGAUGCAAAUGGAUAUGCAAAAUUAACAGAUUUCGGGAACGCAAUGCACAUUACAAAAAGUAAGAAGUGCUACCUGUUCAUGGGCACACCGGAAUACGUAUCACCGGAAGUAAUAUUUCAAAGAGGGUAUGACGAAGGUGCAGACUACUGGGCAUAUGGUGUCCUCAUUUACGAAUUGCUUGUUGGAAGAUCACCAUUUGCCUCGGCUGACCCGACUUACGAGAAAACUUAUAAUAAGAUUAUAAAAGGAAUAGACGCAGUCAAUUUUCCUCCUAAGAUUAGCGAGAGAGCUGUGAAUAUUAUAAAAGAACUAUGCAAGACAAACAAAUCACAGCGUUUAGGAUGCUUGUUACAUGGUGCUAAUGAUAUUAGAGAGCAUAAAUGGUUUACUAAAUUUAAUUGGGAAAAGUUAAUCGCUCGUAAAAUGAAAACUCCGCUCAAAAUUAAAAUAAGCAGUUCCACCGAUACACGAUAUUUCCUUGAGAAAUUUAAGGAAGACAAUAUUAAUCCACCGGAAUACGAUAUUUGGGAAGACUUUUAAAUGCCUGCUUAUUAUACAUAAUAUUUUAUUGAUAUGUAACUAAU
Messenger RNA from Nicrophorus vespilloides, 2054 nucleotides. Its product is annotated as cGMP-dependent protein kinase 1-like. The transcript is spliced from 2 exons. Gene Ontology annotation, biological process: protein phosphorylation. NCBI's taxonomy places the organism in Eukaryota, Metazoa, Arthropoda, Insecta, Coleoptera, Silphidae. The record is from RefSeq and is a predicted model, not a curated record. The coding region runs from base 139 to 2010 and encodes 623 amino acids. Gene Ontology annotation, molecular function: ATP binding; cGMP-dependent protein kinase activity.